GCGCGGCAGCCUGGCCCCGCCCCCGCCUGCCCGCCCCGGUGACCUUCACAGGCCCGGGCGACCGGCGCAGGCCCGGGCGGCGGCGGCGCGAUGUUCGUGCAGGAAGAGAAGAUCUUCGCGGGCAGGGUGCUGCGGCUGCACAUCUGCGCGGCCGACGGCGCCGAGUGGCUGGAGGAGGCGACCGAGGACACGUCGGUGGAGAAGCUCAAGGAGCGCUGCCUCAAGCACUGUGCUCAUGGGAGCCUAGAGGACCCCAAAAGUGUCACCCACCACAAACUCAUCCAUGCGGCUUCCGAGAGGGUGCUGAGCGACACCAAGACCAUCUCGGAGGAGAACGUGCAGGACCGAGAUACUGAUGUGGUUUUUCCAGAUGUCUUGCUGUUGAUAAAGAAGCGAGCCCCUGCUCCCCUCCCUAAGAUGGCCGAGGUCUCAGCAGAGGAGAAGAAGAAGCAGGAGCAGAAGGCUCCAGACAAGGAGGCCAUUCUUCAGGCCACAGCUGACCUCCCCGCCUGCAGCGUGGACCGGGCCGCAGUGCAGACCACCAUGAGAGACUUCCAGACAGAGCUCCGGAAGAUCUUGGUGUCUCUCAUCCAAGUAGCGCAGAAGCUGCUCGCCCUGAACCCUGACGCGGUGGAGCUGUUCCAGAAGGCCAAUGCUAUGCUGGACGAGGAUGAGGAAGACCGCGUGGACGAGGCCGCCCUGCGGCAGCUCACAGAGAUGGGCUUUCCUGAGAGCAGAGCCUGCAGGGCGCUUCGGCUGAGCCACAUGUCAGUGCCGCAGGCCAUGGAGUGGCUGAUUGAGCAUGCAGAAGACCCGGCCAUUGACACGCCUCUUCCAGGACAGGCUACACAGGCUGCAGCAGGCGCUGCGGCUGCAGCUGCCACCUCUGAGGCUGCAGUGAGCGCUGCUGAGGGAAACGAAGAGUGGGAUGAGCUCACGGAGAUCUUCAAGAGGAUCCGAAGGAAAAGGGAGUUCCGGGCCGACUCUCGGGCUGUCAUCUCUCUGAUGGAGAUGGGCUUCGAUGAGAAGGAGGUGAUUGAUGCCCUCAGAGUGAACAACAACCAGCAGAAUGCCGCUUGCGAGUGGCUGCUGGGGGACCGGAAGCCGUCCCCUGAGGAGCUGGACCAGGGCAUCGACCCCAACAGCCCUCUCUUUCAGGCCAUCCUGGACAACCCAGUGGUGCAGCUGGGUCUGACCAACCCCAAGACACUGCUAGCCUUUGAAGACAUGCUGGAGAACCCGCUGAACAGCACGCAGUGGAUGAACGACCCUGAGACGGGCCCCGUCAUGCUGCAGAUCUCCCGCAUCUUCCAGACGCUGAACCGGGCAUAGGCGGCACGGCCCUGCCCGCCUGUCUGGCCGCAGCCUCCCCAGGUGAGGCGCAGGAAACCACGCCCAGAAGCCGUCUCCAGCUCGAGGGCUUGGGUCUCCAGUGCCACGGCGCUCUCCCUCCCUGCCUUACUGCUCAGAAACUCCUGCCACAGCGAGCUGUGCCCCCAGCUUCCGACGAGCUCCUGCAAGGGCUGGCUCGGUGGGUGGUGGCCAGCGCCCCCAGGCGCUGUGCUGGGGUCCAGAGUGCUCCUAGACGCGCCUGUGCGCUGCUGCCGAGCCUGCUUGUUCGUGACUGAAGGCGUGUCCGAGCCAGCGUUGUGCCCAGCGAGCUGCCGUGCCCAGCGGGUCGGUGGCUUCUGUAAUAAACCGGCCCUUUCC
Molecule: messenger RNA, 1710 nt
Organism: Octodon degus (degu)
Lineage: Eukaryota; Metazoa; Chordata; Mammalia; Rodentia; Octodontidae
Gene: Ubac1
Product: UBA domain containing 1
Exons: 10
Coding region: 91-1332 (413 amino acids)
Molecular function (GO): protein binding
Source: RefSeq, a predicted model, not a curated record